Myotis daubentonii (Daubenton's bat) is the source of this 1592-nucleotide messenger RNA. RefSeq names its product phospholipase C zeta 1 (gene PLCZ1). NCBI's taxonomy places the organism in Eukaryota, Metazoa, Chordata, Mammalia, Chiroptera, Vespertilionidae. The record is from RefSeq and is a predicted model, not a curated record. Gene Ontology annotation, biological process: positive regulation of cytosolic calcium ion concentration involved in egg activation; intracellular signal transduction; lipid metabolic process. Gene Ontology annotation, molecular function: phosphatidylinositol-4,5-bisphosphate phospholipase C activity. Gene Ontology annotation, cellular component: nucleus.
CAGUAUAUAUUUAACAUGAGUAAAAGUAUUGCUUCUGAGAUCAUUGAAAAAUAUGAGCCUAUUGAAGAAGUUAAGCGAGCAAGCCAGAUGUCAUUUGAAGGCUUUUCAAGAUUCCUGUGCUCAUCUGAAUGCCUACUAUUUAGUAAAGAAUUUAACAAUGUUUAUCAAGAUAUGCACCAUCCAUUAAGUGAUUACUUUAUCUCAAGUUCACAUAAUACAUACUUGAUAUCUGACCAAUUAGUGGGGCCAAGUGACAUUUGGGGAUAUGAAAGUGCCCUUGUGAAAGGAUGCCGGUGUCUGGAAAUUGAUUGCUGGGAUGGAUCACAAAAUGAACCUGUUGUGUACCAUGGUUAUACACUCACCAGCAAACUCUUGUUUAAAACUGUUAUUCAAGCCAUACACAAAUAUGCAUUCAUAACAUCUGACUACCCAGUGGUGCUCUCUUUAGAAAAUCACUGCUCUCCUCCCCAACAAGAAGUGAUAGCAGACAUUUUGCAGUCUAUUUUGGGAGAUUCCUUGCUGUCUGAUAUACUUGAUGAUUUUCUAGACAAACUACCUUCACCAGAGGCAUUAAAAUUCAAAAUAUUAGUUAGAAACAAGAAAAUAGGAACUUUAUUAGAAACCCAUUCAAGGAAAGGUUUGGAUAAACAUGACAGUCCAGAAAAGGAAACAGAGUCAAAGACUUCAGCUGGAUUAAUGCUUUUCAGGAAAAAGAAGGUGAGGAAGGUAAAAGUGGCUUUGGCCCUAUCUGAUCUUGUCAUUUAUACUAAAGCUGAGAAGUUCAGAAGCUUUAGCUAUUCAAGAGAGUAUCAACAAUUCUAUGAAAGUAAUUCUAUUGAGGAGUCAACAGCUCGAAAACUUUCCAAGUUAAAAGCCCAUGAUUUUAUUCUUCACACCACGAAGUUCCUUACCAGAAUAUAUCCCAAAGCACUAAGAGCAGACUCUUCUAAUUUUAAUCCUCAAGAAUUUUGGAAUAUAGGUUGUCAAAUGGUGGCCUUAAAUUUCCAGACCCCUGGUCUGCCUAUGGACCUUCAAAAUGGGAAAUUUUUGGAAAAUGGUCGUUCUGGAUAUAUUUUGAAACCACGAUUCCUAAGAGAUAUUGAAACAGAGUUUAAUCCACAGAAAACACCAGAAGACAGCAAGCCAGUUACACUUACAAUAAAGGUUAUCAGUGGUAUCCAGUUGCCUCCCAGUAUUCAUUCAUCAUCUAACAAAGCUGACACGUUAGUGAUUAUAGAAAUUUUUGGUGUUCCAAAUGAUCAAGUGAAACAGCAGACUCAUGUAGUUAAAAAAAAUGCUUUUAGUCCAAGAUGGAAUGAAACGUUCACAUUUAUUAUUCAGGUGCCAGAAUUGGCAUUGGUACGUUUUGUUGUGGAAAGUCAAAAUAUAAUAGCCGAAAAUGAAUUUCUUGGGCAAUAUACUUUACCACUUUUAUGCAUGGGCAAAGGUUACCGUCGCGUUCCUCUGUUUUCCAGAUCUGGGGAGGAUCUCGAGCCUGCUUCACUGUUGGUUUAUGUUUGGCACAUCAGAUAGCAACUAAUAGUAUCUGACCCAUUGUUAGCUACAUAUCACAAUAAAAUGGCCAAAAUAAA